Molecule: messenger RNA, 1175 nt
Organism: Vigna radiata var. radiata (mung bean)
Lineage: Eukaryota; Viridiplantae; Streptophyta; Magnoliopsida; Fabales; Fabaceae
Product: auxin-induced protein 15A-like
Exons: 1
Coding region: 293-592 (99 amino acids)
Biological process (GO): response to auxin
Source: RefSeq, a predicted model, not a curated record
UUCAACCAGUACCACACUUUUUUUUCUGGCUCCAAAAUUCAGUGGGUCCUCAUGUUCUGGUCUGGAUUAGGCACACUCAUGUGAACAUACCCCAAGUCCUUCACCUGACAUGUUUCUGAACAUUCCUCAUAUCAUUAUAUCAUACUUAUCAGUAUUUAGAAAUUAGUGCAUGGCUUCACUUCACCGCUAUAUAUAUAUACAUGUCUGCAUUUUCUUCUGAUACCAAUUCGACCCAUAAAACAUUCAUCACUUCAUAUCUUUACACUUUGGUUCAUAUCUAUCCUUCUGCAUCAUGAAAACUGGUAACAGAUUUGUGGGGAUAGCUAAUGCCAAGCAGAAACUUCAGAGAACUCUUUCACAGAGAAUCAAAAUGGCUUCUGCUGUUGCUGAUGUUCCAAAAGGUCAUUUGGCAGUGUACGUUGGAGAGAACCAUAAGAGAUUCGUGAUUCCAAUAUCUUACCUGAGCCACCCUUUGUUCAGAGACUUGUUGGAUUGGGCUGAAGAAGAAUUCGGAUUCAACCAUCCAAUGGGUGGUCUCACUAUUCCAUGCACUGAACAUUACUUCAUUACUCUAACUUCUUCUCUUAGUUAAUUACUUGUUCAAAAGCCUGCAAUGGUUUCAUCAAUUUGACCAAUUGAACAUUGGCUAUUUUCAUUUUCCUAGUUCAUAGACAGAUAGGAGCAAUAAUAUCUGGUCUCGUCCAUUCAUUUUGUUCUGGAGAUUCUCCUUAAUCCAAUUGCAUCACAACCGAUGCCUUCAAAUUUUGUACAUAUAUCUCUCUGGCAUUGAGUUCAAGCAAAUUUAUGAUUCCAAAUGUUACUCUGAAAAUUGUUGAGUAUUGGGCUCCAACUGAUAACAAAGGCCUUUGAAUAUACUGGUUUAUUUUAGAGUAAAGUGUUCAACUUUUUCCACACUUAGAUUCGUCACUGUAAUAUUAUUUCCUUCAUUAUAUCAGCACAGCAAUUACAUCUAUACACUGUUAAUUGCAGUGGAGAACAGCAACAUGAGUAUAUACAGUUAACAAAGUAAAUUGUUUUAAAAUGACAGUUAUUUUAUAGAAAUCUUUUUGGCAUUAUAAUAUGUAUAGAGAAUAUUGCUUUUUCCUUGUAACUUAUAAAGGUUCUGUUCUGUGUAAAAGAAUUAUUAAGGUGAAAACAUGAACAGAAAAGAUAAC